AAGCAUAAAAUCUUAAAAACAAGAAAUAAGUAAUUUUAUUUUUUAAAAUAAAAUGGAUAAAAUCACUUUUUAUUAUAAAAUACAUAUACAAUUAACUUCAUUAACAUCUAUCUCUAAAUUUAUAUUAUUUCUAUAAAUGACCUCAGGAUGAUUCCAAAAAAUCGUCAAAAAGUAUACUUUACAACCAAUUGACGUUAAAAGAAACACGCAUAGAAAAUUCCUAUCGUAACCUGGUAAAAAUUGCAUAUGAAAUGGCGUGCCGUCCAACAAUACCUCAUACUCAUUUUUCUGUUCUUGUGAGGUGUGCAAAAAUAAGUGGCGCAAGCUUGAUAAGACGCAAAGAAAAUGGAUCCACAGGCAGAGAAAUAAUUAAAUGUUGUGCAGACGUCGUCCGUGAAAAAUGUGCUGAAAUUCUCAAGUUGUGCAACUUUUUUUCUAUUCUUAGCGAUGGUAGUCAGGCUAGAAAAACGGGAAAGGAAAAAGUACUAGUUUUGGUUCGAACAGGCCGCAAUGAAAUACCUAUUUACAUGGUCACGGAGUUGUUGGAUAUGUCCCUAUUCGGUGGUAGUGAUUCAAAUUCAUUAACUACUGGUAUAAACAGUGUAUUUGAAUCAGACAAGUCAUUAUUUAGAUUAAGUAAAGAACAUUAUACCAACAAAGUUAUAUGUGCAACUGCAGAUGGUGCAAGCGUAAACUUUGGUGCACAUAUUAAUGUACUGUCACAGAUGCAACAAAAUCGUCCCUGGUUAAUUAAAAUCCAUUGUAUUAAUCAUAGAAUUGAAUUGGCAAUAAAAGAUGCAUUUAAUGAGAUACCUGAUUUUGCACACAUUGACGAAUUUUAUCUAGCUAAUUACUACCUAUUAAGAAACUCAGGUAAAUUAAAAGCGGAAGUUGAAGCAGCAUUAAAAUGCCUUGAUAUAACGCAUUACAAUUUACCGAAAAUAACAGGAACGCGAUUUGUUGGACAUAGGAGGAAGGGAGUUUUUAAUAUGUUAGAAACAUGGCCAGCUUUUAUUAUGGCUUACCAAAAUUAUGCAAGCGAACAGACAAAUAAAAACACUGUAUCUAAAGUAAAAGGCUUGUUAAGGUCAUUUAAGUGCCACUCGUUCCUUUAUAAAGUAGGUUUAUAUCUUGAUUGUUUGGAACUAAUUAUUCCUGCAUCUAAAAUUUUUGAAACUAAUGAGCUAUUACCUCAUGAAAUUCCCGCAACAAUCAAUCGUACUAUAUUAGAGAUUGAAGACAAAAUUUUAUCAAUUGGAAAAGACGACGAGUUUUUGGACAGUUAUAUAAACCGUUACAUGGUCACCAACAAUAGUGAAAUCGAAGGUUCAUUUGCUAAAGCUGGGGAUAAACGAAAACAUGCAGACAAUCGUACAUAUGUUAACGUAAUGCUGGAAAUGAAUAGUUUUGUUCAAAACGAAUCAAUUGAGCAAAUUCGUCAAAUUAAAAGAACAAUUCUUUCAAAACUUUCAUUGUUACUAUCAAGUAGAUUUAAAGACUACUCUAGAGAGCUUAUACUUUACAGAAGUAUGAAGUUUAUUGACCCAAUUCAUUGGAUAAAGGAAGAUUCAGACUCCAGAGUGCAAGAAAUAAACUAUAUAAGCGAUCAUUUUGAGACACCAUUAAAAAACGCUGGUUAUCAAAGAGAUGUUGCUCUUAGGGAGUGGAAAAAAGUAAAGCUGCUAGUUCGAACUGAGUUUGAAUGUCACCCAGUUCGUAGUUUGUGGGAAAUUAUUUUCAAAAAAUUUAUUAUUGAAUUUCCAAAUGUAUGUUGCCUGGUAUCGCUAGUCAUGUGCAUAUCUGGCUCAAACUCGCAAGUAGAAAGGACAUUUAGCACUGUCACAAAUAUUUUAACUGAUAAACGACUCUCCUUAAGUCACGAAGCGCUUGCGGAUUGUGUUGUUAUUCAUGGAAACCAUAGUCUUUGGACUAAAGAAGAUUACAAUGAUUUAAUUGAGCGUUCUCUCGCAAAGUACAUGAAAAAGCGUAGAAAAUGCAUUAUUGUCGAUGAUGAAAAAAAUCAACUAAGCUUAGAAGACUAUGAUUCGCUAAUCGAAACAAGAAGCGAUGAAGACAUUGAUAGCGAAGAUGAUAUUUUGACCGACAAUCUUCGAGAACUAUAUAUAAAAUAAAAAAUUUAGUAUAAAAGUUUAUUUAUAAAAUAAAAUUAGUUCUCAUAUUUAA
Hydra vulgaris (swiftwater hydra) is the source of this 2184-nucleotide messenger RNA. The record is from RefSeq and is a predicted model, not a curated record. Lineage: Eukaryota; Metazoa; Cnidaria; Hydrozoa; Anthoathecata; Hydridae.